Guillardia theta CCMP2712 is the source of this 954-nucleotide messenger RNA. RefSeq lists its product as hypothetical. The transcript is spliced from 7 exons. The record is from RefSeq and is a predicted model, not a curated record. The coding region runs from base 7 to 954 and encodes 315 amino acids. Lineage: Eukaryota; Cryptophyceae; Pyrenomonadales; Geminigeraceae.
AGGAUCAUGGGGGACUCGUCCAACGCAGCGCCAGGAAUUUCAGGUGGCUCAUCCUGGAAUGCAGAUGGUCCUGGAGGCAGCGGCGGUGGAAGUGCACAGCAGCGUGGUGUAUAUUGGAAACGAAAUGACAGCAUGCGACUUGUACACUUGCUCAUCGAUCCGGAGCUUAAGCCUGCCUUUAUCAGCAUGGAAUCGCAGUCCAAUCCUCACCGCUCUUCAAUGGAGUCGAAUGUGCUGAGCUACAAACAGUUUUGGGCAAUGGCUGCACAGAAGUUUAACGACGAGGAUUGGCAGCCUCCACACUUGUUUCCCAAUGAUCCACAUCUUGCAAGGUGCAGGGCUUUUACGCCUUCGAAGAAAAGCAAGGAGGUCGAUCCAAAUUACUUGCGGGAAAAGUACAAGGCACUUCGUCGCCAGUUCAACAACAGCGUAAAGCGUUGGGAAGAAGGUGGACACAGCAAAAUUGAGAACUUCUGGAAAUGCUCUGGUAUGGCUCCUGGAACCAGCGAUGAGGGUUGCUGGUACAUGUUUCUGGUCCUGUGGGUUGGAAAGCACGAGGACGUUCUUGCGGUUGUUCUGGACAAGCACAUGGACCAUUCUCCUCACCCUCAGUCUCUUGGAAUGUUCUCGUCGGCAAAGUUUGAUCUGAGGGAGAGGGUUGGCAAGCGGCAAAGAUCCUUCGGCUUUUACGAAGAUUUUCAUGAUUAUGCUCCUGAGCUCCAGAUGGAGAUGAAGAUGGAAUCUAUUUUCAAACAGCAGGCUGAGGCUCUCAAAUUCAUCAGCAUGUGCUUCGCGAAUUUGAACGAAGCGAUGGAGGAUGAUCAACGUGCUUUCUGGCGAAAUCAACUGUCCGUAGCUCAAGCACAGCUCAACACCAUCCAAAACAAGCUUCCACAGCCUUCUCCACCCCCUCCUCCCAACGCUGGUGAAACCCAGGAUUUGGUUGGUAUCUAG